Messenger RNA from Podarcis lilfordi (Lilford's wall lizard), 26998 nucleotides. NCBI's taxonomy places the organism in Eukaryota, Metazoa, Chordata, Lepidosauria, Squamata, Lacertidae. The record is from the annotation of a GenBank genome assembly.
AUGGAGCGACUGGCGGCGGCGCUGGGCCGCGUGGCGUGGAGCUCCGGGCCGCCGCUGCCGCUGGACCUCAUCGUGGCCAAAUGCCGCCUCCCGGCUCUUGUGCGCCCCGGGCCCGGUGCGUCUCCGCGGGCUGCGCGCGCUUGGCACGGGGAGGGCGCUUCGACGGAGUUCCCCCUGCAGCCCAGGAGCAUGGCGGGGACUGGUCCAGGACCUUCUCCUGCGUAGCCCCUCGGGGCCGCCCCCCAUCCCGGUGCUCGGAGGCGCCUGCCUCACUUCCCCUCCCGGCGAGGCUGCUUCGUUACCCGCGGCCCCCGACCCGUUACGCGCGGCCCCCGACCCGUGCCAGGCGCACGUUGGACCUCGGGGCGCCUCCGACGGGCGCGGACCGACCAGCAGCGCUUUCUCAGCGGGCGGCUUGUGUAUUUAUUGUGUUGCAUUCGCAUCUCGCCUUUAUCUCCGAGGAGCUGGAGGGGGCGUGAAAGGCGCUCCCCCUCCUCAUUUAAUCCCCGCAGCAAAACAACCCUGCGAGGUAGGUGAGGCGGAGAGGCAGCGGACGAGUCCGUAAGGUCACCCAGUGAGUAGGGAUUUGAAGCUGGGUCCCCCAGGUCGUCGUCCUACCUGGAAGAUCACCAUCUUUACGCGCCCUCGUCUCCCUUCUUGGUUUUGCGCCAGGCGCCAAGGAGUCCCGUCCCCGCGUAUAUUUUACUUUGGGACAAGGCGACCUGUCAGUUCCUUCUGCCGCGCUCUUGGGGGAAGCAUUUUCUCGCCUUGGUGGGGGGCUUCUGUAAUCUGCUUUUUCCCUAACCCUUUUGUGGGGGGUCCCUGUGCCAAUGGGGAACUUUGGAAACUGGUGCGUUUUUGUCUGUUGGGUGCGGUGCGGGGGGAAACGUGUGAAUGGUUUUAUCGUGUCUCCUGGUAACUCUCUUUCUCUCCCCACGCCCUAGAGUCACCCUACUCCCUCCCGCUGCCCCACUUUCUCUCCCUUGUGAUUGCUGGGGAGGAUUUGCCCGCAGAUGUCCGUCCUUCAGAGGGAAAGGGGGGGGGGCGCUUUCCGUGGCAGGCUGCCCGGCUGGCUUCGGGUUUUGUACACCGUGAGAAGAAUGGGGAGUUGAGCCGUCGGUGGCGUCUUGCAUACUAAUGCGGUGGGGGAACCGGCUUGUCUCUUUUCUGCCCCCCCCCCCUUUGCUAGGGAAUGAAUUUCAGGAGCGGGGGAAGGAUGGGAAAACAACAGCAGACGAUACAACCUUCCCCCCCAAAAAACCCUUUCUCUCUCUUUCCCAAGCUGCCUGAUUGCUGAAAAAGGACGCAGCAGGAUUAGGCCCGGGGCACUGUCCCCCUCCGCCCCCAAGAUCAGGGGAGACAGACAGAUGUCGCUUUCUGACUCUAUCUGACUCUACUCUUCAGGCCUGUUUGCUUGGGGGGAGAGAGGCCAGGGACCCCUCUCUGUGCCAGCCUGGUCAGCUGCUUUUGCGGUCCUCUUGCAACCACAAAAUUCCCAACCUCUUGUUUCUUUCCAGGCAAGCUGGCAUCGUGGGUUUCUGCUGAGUUUAUCAAAUCCAUUGGCACACAAGUUAAACUCUGGAACUCCCUCCUGCAGGAGGCAGUGAUAACCAGCAACCCAGAUGGCUUUGGAAAAGGACCAGACAAAUUAGGAUAGUCCGUGUCUGCACAGUGGCGCCAACAAAGUUUUGCCAGGGUUAGUUUGGAUCAACUUGGGUCUGUGGCACCGGAGGGCUUUGGUGACGCGGAGAGCAGAAAGGGGAAGCUCUGCUCAGUGAUUCAUGGGCAGCUUCUAAUGCUUGAGACCUCGGCCAGAAGGGAGCUUCCCUCCAGGUAUCCAAGGAUCAUAGGAUUGGGGAGCUGGAAGGGACCCCAAAGGUCAUCCAGUCCAACCCCCUGCAAUGCAGGAAUCUCAGCUCAAGCCAUCCCUGAAAGAUGGCCCUCCAACCUCUGCUUAGAAACCUCCAAGGAAGGAGAGUCCACAAUCUCCAGAGAGAGACGGCUCCAUGGUCGAACUGCUCUCCCUGUCAGAAAGUUAUUCCUGAUGUUCCCUAGGAAUUUCCUUGUCCUUUGAAUCCACUGGAUUGGGGCCUCCCCUCUGGAGCAGCAGAAAACAGGCUUGCUCCAUCUUCCAUGUAGCAGCUCCUCAGAUAUUGGGUGCCUACGGCUGGAGCUUGUUCCCAGCGCAGGUGGUUUCCCUUCCUUCCCUUGGGAAAAGGGUUUUAGGUGAGGAAGGCCACUGCUGGCAGAAGGAGGGUGGACUAGAUGUUCUCAGGCUUCCUUUCGAGCUGUAGGAUUGAUAAGUGUCUCUUUCAUGAUAUAUAUGCAAAGGCUGUGGAGCAAUGCACCCAGCGGAUCUUGUGGUUAAUGGUUUUGUGUGCAAAGGUUUGAGGCUUAAGACUACUGGCGGAGGGGCCUUUCUAACAUGCCCCCUAAAAAAAAUAUAUAUUUUAAAGACUUCCCAGGUUGGCAGGAGAGGAAAUGUCAUUCCAGCUCCUUUCUCCCAUCCAGCUGCCGGAUUUCCAGUUUCCUUGUCACUGACUUGCUCCUUUUUUAUAUAAAGUUUUAUUAACACUCUUCACAAUGCAAUAAAUACAAGCUAAUCUACACAGAGAAUAAUGAAAAGAAUUUGUUCUGUCCUCUUUCAAAGCCAUUGAACUUGGUAGCCACACUGACCAAGUAAAAUGCUUCUUCACACAGCACAGGGUUAACUGGUGGAACUCACUGCCCCAUGAUGGAGGGAUGACCACUGACUUUGUCAACACCAGACCUCUCGCCCUUAAUGUAUUUCCCUUUCAAACCAAUGAUUGCGGAAUUGCACCUCCAGGUUCCAAGACAGUCUACCCCCGAAUGCCUUCAUUCCCUGCAAGCAUCUUGCGAGCCACUCUUGGGCAGAAGCUUCCUGACUAGAUGGGCCCUUCCCAGAUGCUCAGGGACCCCCUGUGGUCCUCUAGUCCACUUCCCUGCAGUGCAGGAAUCUCAGCUAAAGGUUAGCAUGGUGGGAUCCUGGCCCAGAUUUGAAUUGCGAUGGAGGUGUUGAGUGUGCAGGUCUCCAUGGCUGCUGCUGCCUCCGGGAAUUCGCUUUCUUUGGUUUUGCUCAGUGAAGGGUUUUGCACCUCUGUUGUUCUGAAUGUGGGGCGCGCUGGCUUUUUAAACUUUCAAAAUAAGCAGUGUGCGUUUGUUUCUCUCUUUUUGCCUUUGCACAGCCUCUUUCCACCCCUUUGCAGCCCUACAAAGCGCUCCUCUCCUCAGGGUGAGGGCUGCCAAGGCUUUCGAGCGAAGCGGAUUUCCCUGGUUACCGUGGCUGGCAUGCUAGGGGGGGCAUCCAUUUGGGGAAGCGCAGAGGCCACAGCUGGCCUCCCAGCACCCCUUGGCCCAGCCCCCAGCCCCAGAGACUGGCCGCCUUACUUCUCCCACAGAGAAAGCCCUGGAAUCGUAGAAUUAUAGGGCUGUAAGGGAGCCAAAGGGUCAUCCAGCCCAGCCCAAAGGGGCUCAAGGGAGGCGGGGCUGAGAUCCUUCCUGGAUGGGCCAUUCUGUGGCUAAGGGAGCCAGCAUCUGAAAGCCACAAGGAAUCCCCACCACCACCAGCUUAAAGUGCCCCUAUGGUCACUGGGAGUGGUUUUUAGCAAACCAUUCUCUGUCUCUCUCAAAACUUGUCUCCCCACUGCGAUCCAGAGAUGGCAUUAUAGGCCUACCUUGCAGGGAUGUUGUAAACGAAGUGUCUCGAACAUUCUAUUUUUAAAAAAUUUUAUUAUAAUUUUUUUGGUAUUUUCCACACAACAACAACAUGAAAAAUAUCGGAAAAAUAACAAUACGGUGGUACCUCAGGUUACAUACGCUUCAGGUUACAUACGCUUCAGGUUACAGACUCCGCUAACCCAGAAAUAGUGCUUCAGGUUAAGAACUUUGCUUCAGGAUGAGAACAGAAAUUGUGCUCCGGUGGCAUGGCAGCAGCGGGAGGCCUCAUUAGCUAAAGUGGUGCUUCAGGUUAAAAACAGUUUCAGGUUAAGUACAGACCUCCGGAACGAAUUGUGAUACAGUGGUACCUGAGGUACCACUGUACACAAAAACCGAUAUUCAAAAAAAACAAAACAAAAAACAAAUCCCUAUCUUACAAGUUAAUAAUAUAAACAUUGAAAAGAAAAACAAACAUUGACUUCCACCAAUCCCACAGCGCCUCCUUUACCUCUCGUUGUGUCUUUCUGUCUUUCUGUUCUCCUUAUUAUCUCUAUCCUAGCAUCUAGGUAUAUCUAGCUAUACCUAGAUAUAAAUCCCUCUUUCUUAUCCUUUCACUUCACAAGGUUAUUCCAGACUCAGCCAGAUUUCUAUCCUCAAACCUUGACUUUUAAGGUAUUCAUUUAGGCACUCCCAUUCCUUUUUCGCUUCACUUUUUGCUUUUUGUCUUCUUAUAUCUGUCAAUUUGGCUAAUUCUAAAUAUUCUGAAAGCUUACACAACCACUAUCCCCUAGUGGGUAACUGAUUCCCUUUCCAAUACUUAGCCGUGUCUUGAACAUUCUAAAACAGUUUGUCGGCUGGCAGUGGUGAUGCCCUAAAGUUUUGUGAGCCUCCGAAAGGUUAUUGACCAACCGAACGAAGGGCACUGGGCGCCACUUGCAGUCCUUGAACUGGGCCUGAAAUGGAAAACUAAAAGCAGGAAUUCUUUAGCUGUGAUUUCUGCUGCAGGGGGUUGGACUGGAUGACCUUCGGGUGUCCCUUCCAACUCGGCAAUUCUGUGUUUCUCGGCUGAACCUGAAGCUGGCCUGGCCUUGCCUUCCCAGGGGCCAGGGCUCUUGCAGAGAGGGUGGUGCCUCUGUUUCCUCAGCUGUGGCCUUUGGACGGUGGGAGGGGGGUACUGCCGAAAUGUUUGCCCACUCUGCCUCCUCUCCAGGAGGCCUCCGUCCCGGAUUCGGUGCCAAUAAGGCGGCUGUUGCAGGCGGGCCUUUGGGCUGGAGCUCUGGCCAUUGAGCACGAACAAAGAGCAAAAUGUUUCCAGGGCAACCUGCCUCUCUCUUGGCAGGCAGAGCCAGAGGCCUGCUCCCUUGGGCUUGGCUGGGGGGGGUGAGGCGGAGGAUGAGCCCCGCAGUCGGAAGAGCAAUUCGGAGGGCCGGAGGGGAGGCCAGAGAGGCCACUGGCUUGGCUACCUGUCCUGCCCUCCAAAUUCUCCCUGUGCUUUCCUGGGAGGCUGGCCUCAGACAGGGAGACUGGUGGAUUUGCAUGCAUGUGGGUUGUGGCAUUUGGAGUUUUAAUUAAAUUUAUUCUUAUUCUAAUCUUCUUUGGUGAUCACUCAAGAGCCGAGUAAGAUUGUCUUCCAUGAACACGGUUUUAACAAUGAGUCUGUAAGUGACUGUGGAGGCCAAUUCUGGAUCCACACGUCCUUCCACAGUGGGGACAUUGGUUUCCGGGCGGGAGUUGAUCAUGGUGUGGAUUUGCCAAGCGUGCCUUCCUCUUAGCACGUUUCUCCCUUGCGUCCUGAGUUCGAGUGUCUUCAAAGCCCAGGACACCUUUGGUCAAGGCUGUUCUCCAAUUGGAGCGCUCGCAGGCCAGCGUUUCCCAGUUGUCGGUGUUUAUACUACAUUUUUUAAAGAUUUGCCUUGAGAGAGUCUUUGAACCUCUUUUGUUGACCACCAGCAUUAUGCUUUCCAUUUUAAAAUUCGGAAUAGAGUCGUUGCUUUGGAAGACGAUAAUCAGGCAUCCGAACAACAUGACCAGUCCAACAAAGUUGAUGUUGAAGAAUCAUUGCUUCAACACUGGUGAUCUUUACUUCUACACUGGCAUUAGUUUGCCUGUCUUCCCAAGUGAUGUGUAAUUUUUUCUGGACACACCGUUGAUGGAAUCUUUCGACGAGUUGGAGAUGGCAUUUAUAAGUGGUCAAUGUUUCACAAGCAUACAGUAAGGUCGGUAGUAUAAUAGCUUUGCAAACAAGCAUUUUGGUUUACCUGCGAAUGUCCCGGACCUCAUGUAUGUGGGUUGUGGCAUUCAGAGUUUUCAUAUCUGGCAGUCCCUUGCAAAUGCCCCCUUCAGCCAGCCAUGCAGCUGUCCUGCAACCAGGCAGCCCCACAGACUUCGGGUGUGGAAUUGAUCUUCUGUGUGGCAUCAGUCUGCUUCCCUUAAUGAUUUGGGGAGCAGGGCUUGCAAAACUGGCCUGGUGGGGAAGCGCUAGGUCUUUUUAUCGGCUGGCUGUUGUGGUGUGAAAGUCCUUGUUGGAGGAUUCAGGAAAGAGGAAAGAAAAGACUUUUCAGAGUUUUUUGGGUUUUUUUUUUUUUUUUUUACUUUAUAUGGUUAUUUAUUUGUUACACAAAAGCAAUACAACGUUUCAAAAACCCUAAACCAAAGAUGUGUCAUUUUUCAAAUGAAUCGCUAUCUAAGGAUUUUUUGAAAUUAGUUUUUACUAAAUAUUACAAGAAGAUAAAAAGAAAAAAGAAAUAGAAACAAAAAUCAAUACACAACACUGUAAACACAUUUGUUUACGUAUUUCCCAACACGCAGACUAGAAAAUAAAAGAGAUGAAAGAAAAAAAGAAAAAGAAAAAAAUACUUUUCAUAAUCAAUAAUACCAAAUUUAUACUUCAAACAUUACAAUAUAUAAAUCCUAGUUAAAAUAUUCUAAAAGACUUCCACCGCAUUCACCACACGGCUCUUGGUUUCUAGUUCGCCUUUACAUCUGUUCUUCAGUCGCUUCCUUUCCUUGAGUUCUUUCAUAGUCCAUCAAAUCUUUGUGUUCACGCAGUGCAGAAUUGAACUGUGGAACUCCUUGCCACAGGAGGCAGUGAAGGCCACCAACUGAGGUGGCUUUAAAAGAGGACCAGUCAAAUUCAUGCAGGAGGAGAGGGAUAUUGAUGGCUCUAGGCCAGGAUGGCUCUGUCUCCACAGAUGGAGGCAGCAAUAUUGCUGAAUGCCAGGAGAAGAGAAUCUCCGGCUUGUGGGUUUCCCAUAACGGGCAUCUGGUUGGCCCCUGUGAGCACAGGACGCUGGACUGGAUGGGCCUUUGCCUCUUAUUGCAUCCUUGUUGUUGUUUAGUCGUUUAGUCAUGUCCGCCUCUUUGUGACCCCCUGGACCAGAGCACGCCAGGCCCUCCUGUCUUCCACUGCCUCCCUCAUGCUGGUAGCUUCGAGAACACUGUCCCACCAUCUCGUCCUCUGUCGUCCCCUUCUCCUUGUGCCCUCCAUCUUCCCCAACAUCAGGGUCUUUUCCAGGGAGUCUUGUCUUCUCAUGAGGUGGCCAAAGUCUUGGAGCCUCAGCUUCAGGAUCUGUCCUUCCAGUGAGCACUCAGGGCUGAUUUCCUUCAGAAUGGAUCAGUUUGAUCUUCUUGCAGUCCAUGGGACUCUCAAGAGUUUCCUCCAGCACCGGAAUUCAAAAUUGCAUCCUUAAUGUGCCACUAUUAAUGUCUUUGGGGAGAUGGGCUUGUAAAACUUGGUUGGUAAGGAACGUGGAGUUGCCAAUACGUCUUUUUAUCUGCAGCUGGUAAUAUUAUCAGGGUGUUUGGCAUCGGGUGAAGUGAGCUGUGGUUCCCGAAAUGGCCUUUAAGAUGCUUUUCUGAUCUUGCACAGAGGGGUUCUGUUGCCUAGUGCUCGGUGUCCCAGAACAGGACCCGGGAGAGAGACCAGGGUUCGAAUCCCCAUUCAGCCAUGGAGCUCCCCGGGUGACAUUGGGCCAGUCGCUGCCUCUCAGCCCAGCCUGCCUCACAGGGCUGUUGUGAUAAAAUGAGAAGGAGAAUAUGUAAGCCGCCUUCAGCUCCUUGGAAGAAAGGUGGGAUAUUAAUGUAAUAAUAUGAUUUAUUAUUAUGAGGGACGUGGGUGGUGCUGUGGGUUAAACCACAGAGCCUAGGACUUGCCGAUCAGAAGGUCGGCGGUUCGAAUCCCCGCAACGGGGUGAGCUCCCAUUGCUCGGUCCCUGCUCCUGCCAACCUAGCAGUUCGAAAGCACGUCAAAGUGCAAGUAGAUAAAUAGGUACCACUCCGGUGGGAAGGUAAACGGCAUUUCCGUGCACUGCUCUGGUUCGCCAGAAGCGGCUUAGUCAUGCUGGCCACAUGACCCGGAAGCUGUAUGCCGGCUCCCUCGGCCAAUAAAGCGAGAUGAACGCUGCAACCCCAGAGUCGGCCACGACUGGACCUAAUGGUCAGGGGUCCCUUUACCUUUACCUUUAUGAUUUAUUAUAUUAAUUAAUCAUCAUUGUCGUUGUAAUACUGCGUGGCUAGCCAACUGGGGAGGGAAGUUGCUGCCUGCAGGGUUCAUGGAGACUCCUCUUCAUUUCCACAGAGCCAUAGAGUUGGAUCAGACCCCAGGGGUCACUAAAUCCAACCCCCUGCAAUGUGGGAACCUCAUCUUUUGUGUAAACCAGACCUGCCACCACGCAGGCAGUGAAAGCUGCUUCCAGAAUCCCGAAAGGAUUCCACUGCAGUUCCUGCAUUGCAAGGGGGUCAGACUAGAUGGCUCUUGGUGGUCCCUUGCAGCUCUGCCUUUCUGAGAUUUGUAGACUGACCCCCCCUCUGGGGGGGGGGAACGGUGGGCAGGGAGACCGUUGGGGAGGGCACCAUCGCUGGGACCCUGUGCUGAUGUCUCCCUCUGUUCCUGCCGCAGGAGAGUACGUGGAAGGGGUCAGCGACCAGGACGUGCUCCUCAUCCACUCCUGCCGCCAGUGGACCACAGUGACAGCCCAUAGCCUGGAGGAGGGACACUACGUCAUUGGCCCCAAGAUUGACAUCCCCCUCCAGUACCCAGGUAACGGGGCAGGGGAGGGGGCACAGGCUGUGUCAGAUGGGGGAGGGGCCAGGAAGCCCCAGGGGCCCUGGAUGUGGGGCAGGCCUUGUAAAUAAUAACAAUAACAGUAAAUAAUAAUUUUUUUUAUUUAUCCCCUUCAUUCCCGGUUCAGGAAACCGGGCUCAGGGCAGCUAACAACAAAUUUAAAUCACCUAUCUGAUGCUACAAAAAAACAUAAAAUAUGGUAUAAAGCAUAAAUAACAAUAAAAUCAAGAAUCAAAAAAUCAAUUGGGGGGGGGGAAUCCAUCCAAUAAACAUUAGAUGAUCGCCAGGGCUAGCUGGCUAAAUUAGUCCUAUUUGGGCCAGCAAGGAGACCAAGGGAGAAUUAGCUGUGGGGUCUCAGAGCGAGUGAUCUUCAUAAAAGGGGAGGGGGAGGGAAGAGAAGGGAAAUAAAAGAUCAGGCUGAAUUCAAAUUAAAGGCCAGGCGGAAUAGCUCUCUCUUACAGGCCCGACGGAAGGAGGUUAAAUCCUGCAGGGCCCUGGUCUCAUAGGACAGAGCAUUCCACCAGGUUGGAGCCAUCACUGAGAAGGCCCUGGCCCUGGUGGAGGAUAGUCCGCCUUCCUUAGGGCCCGGGACCUCUAAGCUAUGAUUAUUCAUGGACCUUAAGGUCCUCUGUGGGGCAGACCAGGAGAGGCGGUCCCGGAAAUACGAGGGAUAACAAUAACAAUAAUAAUUUAUACCCUGCCCAUCUGGCUGGGUGUCCCCAGCCAGUCCUCCACAGAUCCACCAGUCACAGGACGAUGGUGCAGCAAUAAAACUGCUAGCACAUUUGCGAAGCUAAGCAGGGUCCAUUAUGGUUUCAGCUUGGAUGGGAGACUGUGAGUUGAGAUUUCCUGCAUUGCAGAGGGUUGGACUAGAUGACCGUUGAGUACCUUCCAACUUUGUCAGCCGGAAUAGGUCGGUUGGUUAGACCAUGGUGCUGAUAAUAUCAAGGUUGCCACGGAUCAUUGAGUGUCCCAGUUAUAUAUAUUUUAAUUUGGUCCGGCUACAUCUCCUCCACAAUCCAUCAUUUGAGUUACCUUUUAGUCAGCAGCCUCAGGAAUCACGAUGAUAAGCCAUUAUUCUCCGCAAGCUGGGCUGAUGGGAUAUCAUAAAAUCUUAGAAUUGUAGAGUUGGAAGGGAUCUUGGGGUCAUCUAGUCCAACCCCCAGAAAUGCAGGAAUCUCAGCUAAAGCAUCUGAGACAGAUGGCCACCCAACUUCUGCUUAAAAACCUCCAAGGAAGGAGAGUCCAGCAGCUCCUGAGGGAGACCUUCCCACUGUCGAACAGCUCUUUCCAUCAGAAAGUUCUUCCUGAUGUUUAGUCUGAAUCUCCUUUCUUAUAAUUUGAAGCCCUGGGUUCGAGUCUUGCCCCCCAGAGCAGGAGAAAAGAAGCUUGCUCCCUCUUCUGUGUGACAGCCCUUGAGAUAUUUGAAGAUGACUAUCCUAUCUCUGGAUGGCAGAAAGUGAGGAGGAAUUAAAGAACCUUUUAAUGAGGGUGAAAGAGGAGUGUGCAAAAUAUGGUCUGAAGCUCAACAUCAAAAAAACAAAGAUCAUGGCCACUGGUCCCAUCACCUCCUGGCAAAUAGAAGGGGAAGAAAUGGAGGCAGUGAGAGAUUUUACUUUCUUGGGCUCCAUGAUCACUGCAGAUGGUGACAGCAGCCACGAAAUUAAAAGACGCCUGCUCCUUGGGAGAAAAGCAAUGACAAACCUAGACAGCAUCUUAAAAAGCAGAGACAUCACCUUGCCAACAAAGGUCCGUAUAGUUAAAGCCAUGGUUUUCCCAGUAGUGAUGUAUGGAAGUGACAGCUUGGACCAUAAAGAAGGCUGAUCGCCGGAGAAUGGAUGCUUUUGAAUUAUGGUGCUGGAGGAGACUCUUGAGAGUCCCAUGGACUGCAAGAAGUUCAAACCUCUCCAUUCUGAAGGAAAUUAACCCUGAGUGCUCACUGGAAGGACAGAUCCUGAAGCUGAGGCUCCAAGACUUUGGCCACUUCAUGAGAAGAGAAGACUCCCUGGAAAAGACCCUGAUGUUGGGGAAGAUGGAGGGCACAAGGAGAAGGGGACGACAGAGGACGAGAUGGUUGGAUAGUGUCUCCGAAGCUACCAGCAUGAGUUUGACCAAACUGCAGGAGGCAGUGGAAGAAAGGAGUGCCUGGCGUGCUCUGGUCCAGGGGGUCACGAAGAGGCGGACACGACUAAACGACUAAACAACAACAACAUCCUAUCUCCUCUCAGUCUCCUCUUUUCCAGGCUGAACAUACCCAACUCCUUCAACCGUUCCUCAUAUGGCUUAGUUUCCAGACCCUUGAUCCUCUUGGUUGCCUUCUUCUGCACACCUUCCAGCUUGUCAACAUCCUUCCUAAAUUGUGGUGCCCAGAACUGGACACAGUAUUCCAGGUUGAGGACUGACCAAGGCAGAAUAGAGAGGGACUAUGACUUUGCUUGAUCUGGACACUAGAUCUCUGUUGAUGCAGCCUAGAAUUGUAUUAGCAGUUGAGUUGUGGCUCAAAACACCUGUGAGUCCUGCAUUGCAGGGAGUUGGUCUAGACAGCCCUUAGGGUCCCUUCCAACUCUGCAAUUCUAUCUGGAGGUACCCAGUUGGGUAUGGGUGGCCCAAAAUUUGGCCACAAAAUAUUCCAGGUCCCUCUCCCACCUCCGUAUUUUGUUGGAAGCCCCCCAGAAAGGCUGAGGUAACCCAGUCAGAUGGGCCAGGUAUAAGUAAAUAAUAAUAAUAAUAAUAAUAAUAAUAAUAAUAAUAAUAAUAAUAUUGGCAGCAUCGCACGCAGGGGGGCUCUGGGUAGGUUGACAUUCAAAACUUGCUCCCUCUCCUCCCUGGUCCUGCAGGUGUAAAAAUAAUACCCACGGUUGAUUGCAGAAUUAAGGACACGCCUGGCCUAAUCCUGGGCUUGCAAGAGCUUGGAAAGAGGUGCCUGGUGUGGAAGGUCAGCGAGGUGGGGGGUGGAAGUGUUGGCGCCGGUCUGGAAGGCCCUGAACUGAGGAGGAGGAGGAGAGUGACCCAAGUGGGAGUUGGGAAUUAGCAGGGUUGAGAUCAUCCCCUGCCCUUAAUGAGCCCGCUAAGUGCUUCCCAUCUCUGGUAAUGAUGCGCAAGGAUGAAUAAAUCAUGGGAGCCCCAGCUAAUCGCUGUUCCUUGGGGAAGGCAAUGGGACAGGAGAGGAGGGGAGCGGAGCAGGGAAGCGUGUUAACCUGCUGGGCUGGCCCAUUCAUAAAAUCGGAGCAGAUGGUGCGGCGGCAAGGGGGGGGGGGAGAGAAGAGGUUUCUGUCUGAAACACACACAUACACACACAGAGUCAGUUUUGGCUCAGAGGUGUGCAAAUGGCUGUCUCUCACUAGAACCGGUACACAUCCCAUGAAGCUGAAUGUUGGAAGAUUCAGGGCAGUGCAGACUGUGGAACUCUCUGCCACAGGAGGCGGUGAUGGCACCAACUUUAAAAGAGGACGAGAGGGCUAUGGAUGGCUCUGCAAUGCUCCCGGGUCAGCAGCCUUUUUCAGCUGUAUCCCUCACACCAUGUGGUGGGCCGGAGUAUAUUUUUUUUGGGGGGGGGGAAUGAACGACAACAACAAUCCCCAUGUUACACCCCUCCCUAAACGACAUCACUAAUACAUCAUGGUUACAUCAUGAAAGGGGAGGUCUGGUGGCCAUAAUCUGAGCAUCCUGGACCCUGCCCCAUGGUUCCCCUUGCCCUCCACCAAACACCCAUCAAGUGGAACAAAAGAGAUAUUUGCAUUUCCCUGUUUCCCAGCCAAGUUCAUCCCACCCUUUUGUCUUCAUCUGGGUUUGUUAUUCCUGGAAUGGCUACCUGUCUGGCACUCAGGUGUCAGGAUGCCAGGGAUUAUCCCUCAGGCAGAGGGGCUGCUGAGGAGCUGAGCUCACAUGUCUAUAUGAAUUUCUGAAGUUUUUCCUGUGAGCCAGUACAUAGAGACAUUUAUCAGUGAAUUCUUACAUUUGGUAUCGUGCAGCAGAGGCCCUUGGAAUAGAUAGGAAGAAACUGCGAUGAAGUGUUUUGUGGGGACAAGUCACAAAAGUGACUGUGCUGAUUUUGGCAGUGGGCUGAAUGUUCAGGAUAUCUGCUGGAGGGGCAACCCCCUCAAACCUAUACAUAAAUUCCUGCAACAGUCACAAGUCUCUCCCCCCCCCCACAUCCUGCCUUUGCUCCUCUUCCAGCUGGUGCCACGACGCCCCCCCCCUGCCUUGCCGUUGCUACAGCCUGUUCCCACAUCUCUGCUUCCUUGGGGAGAAGAUGGACACAGCUGUCUCCAGAAUGUGUGUGUGGGGGCAGCUUCUCUGCCUCACUCUGCUUCUUCCUCCCCCCCCCCCCCAAUCCUCAUAGCAGCUUUUCCCCAUCUGUGUAUCCUGUCUUCGAUCAUCCCCCUUGUUUGCUGGAGUUGGGGUGGGCUGUUGCAGGAGGGGGGUGGGCUCUGGAGACAGACGUGUUUGCGGAGGGGAGGGGGUCUUUGCCUGCCUUAAGGCGCAAUCUUUUUUUGGCGGGGGCAGUGAAAGUAAAGAAGGCUUUUGGCCCUGGGAAGCGGGUGCGAGAUGCUUGGAAUCGGGGAGUCGAGGCAACCUAGGGCCAUGAGCGAGUGAUGGGAGGGAAGGGGGCUUCUCAGCAAAUAUAGCCAGUCCCCGUUUCCCUGCGCGGCUGAGUAAACCGUAGCCAGUUCCCACAUCUUUGAGGCAAAGGGCUUUGUUCCUAGGGAGUCCCAGUUUUAGGAAUCCAGAGGAGGCAAGAAUCUCAUGGGAGGGGGGCACAAUUUGCUCCUGAUACAGUGCCCUGUUCACGCCUCUUCUGGGUGUACAUUUCCAAAAUAUAAGAUAAAAACCAAAUAAAAUAAAGCCUACCUACAGCAACAGUGUUUUGUGUUGCGUAGGCUCCUAGGAUGUAAGUCAUGGGCCCCACCUGCUCGCCUGCUCCCUCUAAUAUCACCGGUUUGCUCCUUUCUAUAUAUAAGGUGCUGACAUUCUGCAUGGACUGGUUGCAGGGCAACAUGUGCAAAUGGCUUUAGAUACCUAUUAGGUCCAUAAAUUACUAUAUAGCAUAUUGUUGUUUAGUCGUUUAGUUGUGUCCGCCUCUUUGUGACCCCCUGGACCAGAGCACGCCAGGCCCUCCUGUCUUCCACUGCCUCCCACAGUUUGGUCAAACUCAUGCUGGUAGCUUUGAGAACACUGUCCAACCAUCUCGUCCUCUGUCGUCCCCUUCUCCUUGGGCCCUCCAUCUUUCCCAACAUCAGGGUCUUUUCCAGUGAGCACUCAGGGCUGAUUUCCUUCCGAAUGGUUUGAUCUUCUUGCUGUCCAUGGGACUCUCAUGGGACUCCUCCAGCACCAUAAUUCAAAAGCAUCAAUUCUUCGGCGAUCAACCUUCUUGAUGGUCCAGCUCUCACUUCCGUACAUCACUACUGGGAAAACCAGAGCUUUGACUAUAUGGACCUUUGUUGGCAAGGUGAUGUCUCUGCUUUUUAAGAUGCUGUCUAGGUUUGUCAUUGCUUUUCUCCCAAGAAGCAGGCGUCUUUUAAUUUCGUGACUGCUGUCACGAUCUGCAGUAUAUAUGCAACACAAAAAAACAGCUGCAAUUAGUUGUUGACAAAGGACAGCUGGACAUAUAAAGGGCCCCAUUACCUUCAGCAUCUUAGGGCCCUCAUCAAACCGAAAUCCAGCCCUGAGCCUCUUGUGGCUGGAAGCCAUUGAGAGCCCUCUCCUCCUCCACAAAUUUGUCUAAUCCUCUCUUAAAGCCAUCCAAGUUGGUGGUCAUCACCGCCUCCUGUGGCAGGGAGUUCCACAGUUUAACAAUGUGUUGAGUGAAGAAAGACUUCCAUUGAUCUGCCCUGAAUCUCCCAGCUUCAUUCAAUGUCUUUGAGUUAAAGAAUUUCCAUGCGAGAUGAUUUCAAGGCCCGGGGCUGCCAAGCGCUCCAGCUUUCAGAGGCCAUUUGCCAGGGUGGGGGACACAGCCCUAUGUCAGCAAGCUUAGCUGCCGGCUCUGAUUGAUUGGAAAGCAAUUGACUCAUUGAUCGGGACAUCUCUUGCUCGCUUCCUCUCUGUUCUGGGAUGUCCGUGUCUCUCUCUCUGUCUUCAGGGAACCUUCUGGAGGCGGGGGGUGGGGGGUGGGCAGAAGGGAGCCCUUCCGAUAAACGCAGCUGAGUUUGCCUCUACUGCCGCUGGGGGAGGAGGAGGGGGCUGAUUUAAUUCACUAUAUUGACUCCCUGCAAAAUAGGUGCAAUGUGGUGGCCACGUUCCAUGGGGAUAACCCCACAGAAGAGCCUUGUCUUCAGCGCCAAGAGGGCUACAGAACAUGCGCAGAGGGACUCGGCCCCACUUUCAAUGCACGUGAAAUGACCCCCAUCACUAGCCAUCCUGUACCCUUUUAAACUGUGACUCUUUUGGGGGGGGCGUUAUUGGGUUGUUGUUUUCAUUCUGAUUAUAUGUUUUGAUCUUUUCUGUGAACUGCCCUGAGACCUCCGAGUAUUAGACGGUAUAUAAACUCAAUAAAUAUUAAUAAUAAUAAUCAGGGCUAGCAGUCAUUGGUAGCCUUUCUCCACCAUCAGUUUGUCUAAUUGCUGCUAACUAUCAGUACAAUGUGGAAGCAGUUUAGUUGCGUGAUUCUCUUGCCCCACAUGCGCCCACUUGGCUGCAUCCAUCGGCCGCACUGGCAGCAUUGCAGGUACCACCUAAGACCCUCCCCACCUUUGCAAUAUCUUGAUCGUUGAAUGCGGCAGCCCCUGUCCUUUGGAACUCCCUGCCUAUUGAUAUCAGGCCUUCACUGUACUCAUUUCAGUGCCUGCAAAAAAAGAUUUUUGUUUAGAACAGCCUGCUCAGACAUGUAGAAUGUGGAUGCAUGUUUUGAUCCAUUUUUAGUUUAUUGAUGGUUUUAUUCUUUGAACGCCUCAAUGAUUAUUUUUUUUUACUGAUACAGCGGUACCUUGGUUUUUGAAUGUCUCCGUAGACAAACAUUUUGGUUUUCGAAUGCUGUAAACCCGGAAGUGAAUGCUUUGGUUUUCAAACACUUUUCGGAAGUCAAACAUGCCUCGCGGCUUCCCUAUUGAGUUUUCCAUUUUGAGGCUUCCCUAUUGAGUUUUCGGUUUCCGAACGUUUUGGAACUUGAAAGGUCUUCCGGAAUGGAUUACAUUCGAAAACCAAGGUACCACUGUCAUGUUAUUGUUUUGUUCUCUCUGUAAACCGCUUUGUGGUUCUUUUUAAAAAAACAACAACACACACACAAGUUUGUUUAUAAAAUGUAUGAAACAAAUAAACAAUAAAUAGAUGGACCGCAGUGGCUGUAGGCUGCCUGCCCGAGUCAGAGGCAUCAGGCCUCUGGAGAGGAGUUGCCUGGGGCUAACACACUCCUGGCAUUUUUUAGGGGGUGGGGGAACCACUGUAGGAAUCAGGAAUGCUGAACAGAGCAAUCUUUGGUCUGACCCAGCCAGACUCCCCUUACGUACCCCCCGCCCCAAAGAAUUGGACAAGGAGCUCUCCCCCAAUGGUUAUCAGCCAUAAUAGUUUGAAGAGACAGCCGCAUUGCAGGGGGUUGGAACCUGGGCCGUCUUAACCAUUGGCACUAGGGGUGCAUGGCACCCGGGCGCCUGGCUCUCAGGGGCACCAGGCUUAGAGUCCGGGGCCUAGCGUUGGAGUCCAGGGAAAAGGCGCCGACAGCCGAGCGGAGCAGAGCCUGUUGAAGUGCCGUGGGCAGCUUUUCCCCGGACUCCAACGCUGGCCCCCGAACUCGUGCCAAGCCACCGCUCGGCUGUCGGCUCUUGCCGCAGCUGCAUGGCAGCUGUUUCGGUUGCACGCUCCACGCCUGGAGGGUUGUGUAACAUUGUGGGUGCUGCGUGACGCAUCCUGUUUUGUGCGCCCUUGCUGCCUUUUCCGCUGCUGGCGCACGCUCCCAACACUGCCCAACGUGGGGUGCCAGCGCAGAAUGACUUAUGCUUAAGACGGCCCUGUUUGGAACUUCUACAAUUCUAUGAAGCUGAGCUCUACCUCUCUUUUAAAUCAGAACCAGUGAAGGCGGUGAAGGUCCUGUGUGAGUGCCUGGAGGCGGUUAGAGGAUGGAUGGCGGCUAACAGAUUGAGGUUGAAUCCUAACAAGACAGAAGUACUGUUUUUGGGGGACAGGAGGCGGGCGGGUGUGGAGGACUACCUGGUAACUGUGCCCCUGAAGGACCAGGUGCGCAGCCUGGGGGUCAUUUUGGACUCACAGCUGUCCAUGGAGGCGCAGGUCAAUUCUGUGUCCAGGGCAGCUGUUUACCAGCUCCACCUGGUACACAGGAUGAGACCCUCCCUGCCCGCAGACUGUCUCGCCAGAGUGGUGCAUGCUCUGGUUAUCUCCCACUUGGACUACUGCAAUGUGCUCUACGUAAGGCUACCUUUGAAGGUGACCCGGAAACUACAACUAAUGCGGCAGCUAGACUGGUGACUGGGAGCGGCCGCCGAGACCACAUAACACCGGUCUUGAAAGACCUACACUGGCUCCCAGUAGGUUUCCGAGCACAAUUCAAAGUGUUGGUGCUGACCUUUAAAGCCCUAAACGGCCUCGGUCCAGUAUACCUGAAGGAGUGUCUCCACCCCCAUCGUUCUGGGUCCAGCGCCAAGGGUCUUCUGCCAGUUCCCUCGCUACAAGAAGCCAAGUUACAGGGAACCAGGCAGAGGGCCUUCUUGGUGGUGGCGUCCGCCCUGUGGAACGCCCUCCCACCAGAUGUCAAAGAGAAAAACAACCACCAAACUUUUAGAAGACAUCUGAAGGCAGCCCUGUUUAGGGAAGCUUUGAAUGUUUAAUAGGUUAUUGUAUUUUAGUGUUUUGUUGGAAGCCGCCCAGAGUGGCUGGGGAAGCCCAGCCAGAUGAGCAGGGUAUAAAUAAUAAAUUAUUAUUUUUAUUACAAGUUCAAGGCCCGUUGUGUCAGGCCGAGGAGUCUCCUCCAUUGGGCACUGACCACCGUUGGAGGCAGUGAUCUGGGCUAGGCCAAUCUGGGUUUGGCUGGGGGGAUUCAGACCCCCUGAGUGACCCCUGGAGCAGCAGGUCUCCCUUAACCGUUCUGGUGUGUGUUUCGCACCCUGCAGGGAAAUUCAAGCUGCUUGAGCAGGACAGGGAUGUCAGGGAGCCCGUGCAGUACUUCAACAGCGUGGAAGAGGUGGCCAGCAUCUUCCCGGACAGGGUCUUCGUCAUGGAGGCCAUCACCUUCAGCGUCAAGGUCAGUGGCGCUUCAAGGGGACCAGGGGGUGGGUGGGGAGAUCUCGGCUCAGGGUUCAAGUGCAAAAGGGAUGGAAGGGCAGCCAUUUCCACUUUGAGAGGGAGUCAGGUCUCCCCACCUUGACUUGAAAUCCCGCCUCUUCGCUGCGGCUUCUUUCUGCUCACCUGGCAAAGAGCUGAGCCGUGUUGGGGAUCCUUCCUGCCCCAUAAUAAGUUGGGGAAAGCACCGCAAAACCUGAGCUGCUGGAUUGCAGAAUUCUAAAAUUGGAAGGGCCCCCCGAGGGUCAUCUAGUCCAACCCCCUGCAAUGCAGCAAUUGUAGCUGCAGGAUCCUUGACAGAUGACCAUCCAGCCUCUGCUUCCCACUGUCUAACAGCUCUCACUGUCAGAAGGUUCUUCCUGAUGUUUAGUUGCAAUCUCCCUUCUUCUAACUUGAAGCCAUGGGUUCGAGUCUUACCCCCCAGAGCAAGAGAAAACAAGCCUGUUCCCUCUUCCACAUGACAACCCUUGAGAUAUUUGAAGAUGGCUGUCCUAUCUCAUCUCAAUCUCCUCUUUUCCAAGCUAAACAUACCCAGUUCCUUCAACCGUUCCUCAUCAGGCUUGGUUUCCAGACCUUUGAUCCUCUUGGUUGCCCUAAUCUGCACACGUUCCAGCUUGUCAACCUCCUUCUUAAAUUGUGAUGUCCAGAAGUGGACACAGGAUCCUAGGUGGGGGUCUGACCAAGGCAGAAUAGAGUGGGACUGUUCCUUCCCUUGAUCUGGAUACUAGACUUCUGUGGAUGCAGCCUAGAAUAGCAUUAGCUUUUUUGCUGCUGCAUCACACUGUUGGCUCAUGCUCAGCUUGUGGUGCACCAAGACCCCUAGAUCCUUUUCACAUGUGCUACUGGCAAGCAAGGGACAUGGGUGGCACUGUGGGUUAAACCACAGAGCCUAGGACUUGCCGAUCAGAAGGUCAGCGGUUCGAAUCCCCACGACAGGGUGAGCUCCCAUUGCUCGGUCCCUGCUCCUGCCAACCUAGCAGUUCAAAAGCACGUCAAAGUGCAAGUAGAUAAAUAGGUACCGCUCCGGCGGGAAGGUAAACGGUGUUUCCGUGUGCUGCUCUGGUUCGCCAGAAGCGGUUCAGUCCUGCUGGCCACAUGACCUGGAAGCUGUACGCCGGCCAGUAAAGCGAGAUGAGCGCUGCAACCCCAGAGUCGGCCACGACUGGACCUAAUGGUCCUUUACCUUUACCUUACUGGCAAGCAAAGUUUUCCCCUGUUCUAUAUUUGUGCCCCUUCUUCUUCCAUCUCCUGGCUGACCCUCUUCUUCCUCCCAGGUGGUCUCGGGGGAGUUCAGCGAGGACAGUGAGGUGUACAACUUCACUCUGCACGCUGGGGACGAGCUGACGCUCAUGGGUCAGGCUGAGAUCCUGUGUGCGAAAGCCGCCAAGGAGAAGUCGCGCUUUAACACGUUGCUGCGGAAGCUGGGCAAGGCGGGUGUCGCUGGUGGUGGCACUGCAGCUGGCGGCGGGGGCAGCGGUGGUGCCAGCGGCGGCGGGGGCAGCCGCCCGCUGAAGGGCAAGAUGCCCUGCCUGAUCUGCAUGAACCACCGCACCAACGAGAGCCUCAGUUUGCCCUUCCAGUGCAAGGGGCGCUUCAGUACCCGCUCCCCGCUGGAGCUUCAGAUGCAGGAGGGCGAGCACACCAUCCGCAGCAUCAUCGAGAAGGUGCGGCUGCCCGUCAACGUGACGGUGCCCACCCGCCCCCCGCGCAACCCCUACGACCUCCACGCCAUCCGCGAGGGCCACUGCUACAAGCUGCUCAGCAUCAUCUCCAAGACGGUGGUCCUCUGCUGCAUACUGCGCAGGGACGCCGUGGCGCCCUUCCACUUCCUCCUGCUGACGGACAUGCCCCGCUUCCUGCUCCCCGAGGGGGCGCUGUGGGGCGGAGGGGACGCCCGCCUGGAGAAGCUCCUCCGCGAGAGCGCCGCCCUCUGCCAGGAGUGCUUCGACCCCAACGAAUACUCCAAGGCGGUGCGCGAGGCCAAGGCAGACCUGGCGGAGGAGUGCGCCAGUCCCCGGCGCGUCCGCCUCUGCCUCCAGGGCUAUGCCCGCGACGAACUGGCGCAUUCCUUCCAGCGCCUCUCGCUCUGCCUCUAUAGCACCUCCGGGGGCGCCCGCCAGGACCCUGCCUCCGGGGGGAGGAGCCAGAGGGCGCUCCUCCCUUCCCGCCAGGACCACCACGAGGCCCUCUUCCCGGACGCCCCGGACGCCGAGCGGGAAUACACGACCCCCGACUGGACCGAGCCGGCCUUCCGGGCUCCGGAACUGCCCUACGAGGAGCUGUGGACCAACCAGAACCGCGGGAGCUACGCCGAGCCCAGCGGAAAGCCGGCCGGCUUGGAGAGCGCCAACCCGGGCCAGAGAGACCUCAUCUCCUUCGCCGGACUCGCCUCGCCCCUGGGGUCCCCGCCGCCGUGCCACCAGGGCCUGCUGGGGGAGGAGCCUGCGGGAGAUGCUCCGCCCCCGGUCCCGCCCAAGUCUGAAGCGGUGAGGGAUGCCUCAGGCGACCGGGAAAGGGGAUGUGGAGGAGCUUGAUUGGAUCGGUUUGGGACACAGGCGCGGGGGGCGUUCACGACCCGCGGGGACGUAUCCGGAAUACAGUGGACGCUUGGGUCCCAAACGUGAUCCGUGCGGGAUGCACGUUCGCAACUUGCAGCAUUCACAACCCGCAUCUGUGCACACGGAGGUUGCGAUUCAGGUUGCGCAUACGCAAAGCACGAUUUUAGUGGUUCUGCGCAUGCACGAGCGCCAAAACCCAGGAGUAACCCGUUCCAGUGCUUCUGGGCUUGGCGCAGUGUGCAACCUGAAAACGCACAACCUGAAGCGUCUGUAACCCGAGGUAUGACUGUACUGCAUUCGGAAGGCGUGUCCAGGCGGAAUUCGGCAAAAUGUCUGGGAAAAUCCAGACGGGUGGCAACCCAUGUCGACAGCGUUGUUUUUGCUGAUCUCUCUUAAAAAUAGCUCAAAAACAUCAAUAUUUUUUUACUAUUAUUAUUAUUAUUAUUAUUAUUAUUAUUAUUAGCGAUUUUUGUGUCUGGAUUUUCACUUUUCGAAAUAUGGCAACCCUAAACAAACCAAGAAAGGGGAGCAGUUCAGAAGUUCGGGCUGCCUGCUCCGUGUGGUUGCGGCGCCUUUUUGAGAUUGACCAAUUUGAGGUCUGCCUACAAAAGUGUUAGGCUGUAAGAUUUUGGGUUGGGGCAGCUCUGGAGUCUCUCCCCCCCCCCAGCUGUCCUGCUAAGCUUUGCUUAUGGCUAGCAUUGGGGUUUUUGGCUAGAGAAGGUUCCAUACCUGGAGAGUCAAGUUUUAGGAUGAAAUGACAGAUUGCACAGAAUUUGCCUCCCUGCAGUGAAAAUGGCGGAGCCCCAGCCCCUGGCCGGCUGCUUCCCUGCCACCCAUCCCUGGCUGCUACUGGUCCAAGAUCUUACCAGUUGUGCGGAAAACCCAAAGAGGGGUUUUGCUUACCUGCACUUCAGUUCAGUGCGUAAGAUUAGGUUUUUGCAAGGCAGAGAUGCAGAACAACCAGAAAUCCUCUUGGAUUUGGGGGAAUUAAUCAGGACACAAUAUGAAGGGGUGAAGGGGUGGGUGACCCCUGAGUUUCCCUCCCAAGGCAAAUGCAGAGAGGGGCUUUUAGGGGUGAAUGGCUGGAUGUGUAUUUAAUCAGUUCCCCCCCAAACUGAGCUCCGACAGUGACAGUAAACCCAGACGGAGGGUGUGUUUGUGUGGAGACUUGCAGAGGAGAACUGACUCCAUCUGCUAAGCCUCUUCUGCAAAUGCCCCUUUCUGCCCACCCAGCCACCACUGGCAUUCAUCUUUGGGGGCAUGCCUCUUUCUUAAAGUUGCCCCCCUAUUGGGGCUCUUGUUGUGCCCCCAUUUAAAGGUGUGUGUUCUGCCCUUCGGAUAGCUCUGAUCUUGGCUUCCAGCUGGCUAUCACCACUGCAGAAAGCAGAUGAAUCUCUCUCUCCCCCUCUCCAUCUUUUCCAGGUGAGGGAGGAGUGCCGCCUUCUCGUUGCGCCCCCAGUGCCACCCCGGGGUGGCCAUGCGCCGGCUGCUUCCAGCCCUCCGGUGCCUCUGCGUUUCCCGAAGCUCCAGGGAGCUGCUUCUCCCAGCUCCAGCCUCUCCUACUACUCGCCUGGACUGCAUGAUGGGUAAGUUGCUUCCCAAGGGGGGGGGGGCUGAGGACCCUGGGGUUUUCCCCUCCCUCCCAGAGAGCUGGCUGGGGCUUCUCAGUUGAAGCCAUGUGAGAGCUCCAUGCUCCAGAGUUCUCUUAUUCUCCGUCUUCCUUCCUUCGUGUAAGUUUUUGGCACAAAGGAACGCCUGUUUAUGAACCCAACAAGGCCUUGAUCCAGCCCCCUGCCAGAGGUUCUAGACUACAAUGCCCAUGAGCACCAUAGCUGUCAACAUUUCCCAUUUUUUAAGGGAAAUUCCCUUAUUCCGAAUAGGAUUCCUCGCAAAAAAAAGGGAAAAGUUGACAGCUAUGAUGAACACCAGCUGACAUGGCCAGUGCUCAGGGAUGCUGGGAGUUGUAGUAAAAAAAAAGCUCUAAUGCUAUUUUUGGCUGAAUCAACAGAAGUCUUGUGUCCAGAUCAAGGGAAGGAAUAAUCCCACUUUAUUCUGUCUUGGUCAGACAGAAUUGUUGUUGUUUAGUUGUUUAGUCGUGUCUGACUCUUCGUGACCCCCUGGACCAGAGCACGCCCGGCACUCCUGUCUUCCACUGCCUCCCGCAGUUUGGUCAAACUCAUGCUGGUAGCUUCGAGAACACUGUCCAACCAUCUCCUCCUCUGUCGUCCCCUUCUCCUUGUGCCCUCCAUCUAACAUCAGGGUCUUUUCCAGGGAGUCUUCUCUUCUCAUGAGGUGGCCAAAAUACUGGAGCCUCAGCUUCAGGAUCUGUCCUUCCAGUGAGCACUCAGGGCUGGUUUCCUUCAGAAUGGAGAGGUUUGAUCUUCUUGCAGUCCAUGGGACUCUCAAGAGUCUCCUCCAGCACCAGAAUUCAAAAGCAUCAAUUUUUCGGUGAUCAGCCUUCUUUAUGGUCCAGCUCUCACUUCCAUACAUCACUACGGGGAAAACCAUAGCUUUUACUAUACGGACUUUUGUUGGCAAGGUGAUGUCUCUACUUUUUAAGAUGCUGUCUAGGUUUGUCAUUGCUCUAACUAGGCUAGCGGGUGGCAAAUAUCUGGAAACCAUGAAUUCCUUAUAGUGAAUUUAGUGGUUCUGGAGGAACUCCAAGGUGAGCCUCAAAUUUUAGCAGCGACCUGAAGAAUGCCAAAAUUCAGCAUGUGUGCUUUGUUGCCUCUCACAGUCUGCUCUAAGUAAUCCUUGUAGCGUCCCUGGAGGUGCCCCUGAGGCUCUGCACCCAGUGUGACCGAACAGUAUAAGACGUGAAUAACAAUAAAUUCAGAAUUCAAGAAACAAUUUAGGGGGAAGAUCCAUCCAAUAAACAUUAGAUGAUCACCAGGGUAUGCUGGCUAACUUAGUCCUUGGCACAAAAGCGCCCCCACGUGGCCACAGACUUGGUCUCCUGAGAGGUUUCUCUGCCAGAAACCUGCCAUGAAGUUAGCUUUUGGAGGUGCAAAAAUCCCGGUGCUAAAAAUAUUGCUGCAGAAUUUGGAAAGACGCUGGACUUCUCCUGUCUGGAUGUUGGGAAAUUGUGCUGGCUUUCAAGCUUUGAAAAAAAAGGGAAACAGCAGCAGGUGACCCUGGAAGAAUUCCUGAGACCUUUAGUCCUGUAAGUGAGCCUGUCUAUCCUGCCGGGCCUUUAAGACAUGGCGUAGCCAGGAAUUAUUUUUUUGGGGGGGGGGCCAAGACUUUUGUUAGCAGAACUGACAUGAUUGGUCAGUUAGUUAAGUAUUUCUAUUGUUUUACUUGAUGAGGGAAGCAUGCUUUAAGAGUCUCGGUUCUGGCUGCCUGUUAGUUCAUAGAAUCAUAGACUCCUGGAAUUGUACCAUUGGAAGGGUUUCCCAAAGGUCAUCUAGUCCAACCCCCAGAAAUUCAGGAAUCUCAGCUCAAGCAUCCCUGACAGAUGGCCCUCCAACCUCUGCUAGAAAACCUCCAAGGAAGGAGAGUCCACAACCUCCCAAUGGGGACCAAUCCACUAUCCAACUGUUCUUACUGUCGGAAAGUUCUUUUUUUUAACAUAAUUUUUAUUGAGUUUUCCCUAUUUCAUUACACAAAUCCAUAACUUAAAGCAUUGCUCAAACAAAGCAUCGACCUCCUUCCCUGCCUCUUUCUGACUUCCAAACAUAUUUUACAAAUUCUUCGCAUUGCUAUAGCCACUUCUUUACCUUAUAACUUCUUUUGACAUUCACCUCCUUAUAUGUAAAUCAGCUCCUUGUUAUCACAAUUCCAAACAUUUCGACUCAAACCUACAAACGUUUUCAAAUGUUUACAGUUUUCUUUCAUAUAAAAUAUAAGUUUCCUCCAAUCCUUUUGAAACGGUUCGUCACACCAAUUCCGGAUCUUCCCCGUCAGCUUUGCCAGCUCCAUGUAUUCAACCAUCUUUAUCUGCCAAUCUUCCAACAUAGAAAGUUCCUGCUGCUUCCAUUUCUGGGCCAGAAGUAUCCUUGCAGCCGUUGUGGCGUGCAUAAAAAAAAUUACAUUAAAAAAAAAAAUUCCUCACCAAUUAACCCCAGCAAAAAUGCCUCUGGAUUUUUUUUACUAAAAUUUUACUUAAAUACCUUUUCCAGUUCAUUAUAUAUAAUAUCCCAGAAGGCUUUCACCUUAGUACAAGUCCACCACAUAUGGCGGAAAUUCCCCUCCUUCUCCUUGCACUUCCAAAACUUUAUCUUGAUUCCUAUACAUUUUGGCAAGUUUACUCGGUGUAACGUACCAGCGAUACUGCUGGGCCCAUAACCUGCUGAGAUAUAAUGGCGCCCGGCACGUUUCUCCCUGUGCCGAUGGACGCCUGUGCUGAUAGGUAAAACUUACCAGAUACAUCAUCUUCAUUAAUUCGCUUUAAGUGCCACACGGAAAGUUCAUUUGCUUCCAGGUUCCAAGUAAUUAUGGGGGAAAACACAGGAUGUGAGUGUCUGGAGGCAGUUGGAGGAUGGAUGGCGGCUAAUGGAUUGAGGUUGAAUCCUGACAAGACAGAAGUACUGUUUUUGGGGGACAGGGGGCGGGCUGGUGUGGAGGACUCCCUGGUCCUGAAUGGGGUAACUGUGCCCCUGAAGGACCAGGUACGCAGCCUGGGAGUCAUUCUGGACUCACAGCUGUCCAUGGAGGCGCAGGUCCAUUCUGUGUCCAGGGCAGCUGUCUCCCAGCUCCACCUGGUAUGCAGGCUGAGACCCUACCUGCCUGCAGACUGUCUCGCCAGAAUGGUGCAUGCUCUGGUUAUCUCCUGCUUGGACUACUGCAAUGUGCUCUACGUUGGGUUACCUUUGAAGGUGACCCGGAAACUACAACUAAUCCAGAAUGCGGCAGCUAGACUGGUAACUGGGAGCAGCCGCUGAGACCACAUAACACCGGUCUUGAAAGACCUACAUUGGCUCCCAGUAUGUUUCCAAGCACAAUUCAAAGUGUUGGUGCUGAGCUUGAAAGCCCGAAAUGGCCUCAGCCCAGUAUACCUGAAGGAACAUCUCCACCUCCAUCAUUCUGCCCAGACACUGAGGUCCAGAUCCGAGGGUCUUCUGGCGGUUCCCUCCCUGCGAGAAGCCAAGUUACAGAGACCAGGCAGAGGGCCUUCUUGGUGGCGGCGCCCACCCUGUGGAACGCCCUCCCACCAGCUGUCAAAGAGAGAAAUAACUACCAAACUUUUAGAAGACAUCUGAAGGCAGCCCUUUUUAGGGAAGCUUUUAAUGUUUAAUAGGUUAUUGUAUUUUAGUGUUUUGUUGGAAGCCGCCCAGAGUGGCUGGGGAAACCCAGCCAGAUGGGCGGGGUAUAAAUAUAUUAUUAUUAUUAUUAUUAUUAUUAUUAUUAUUAAAAAAACAAGUCUUGUGGCUUCCUGUGCCUUCUGCAAAGGGCACUCCUGACUGGCUAACUUUUUGGAAUGAGUAGGUAAAGGCAGUCUAGAACACUGGCAUAGUGUGGGGGUUGCUGGGGGGCUCUGGGUGCAGAAUCUUGGGAGGGGGGCGCAAAGCAGGCACCCUCUGACCCCUGGCUCUGGCGCCGGAGGCUUGGUGUCCGUGAGUUUGCUCUGCCUCUUACUUCUACACUCCCUUCUCCUCUCCUCUCCUCUCCCAGGUCGAGGCCGCAGAGUGGCAGCUGCUCCCCGUCUCCUGACUCCUACUCCUUGUACUGCUACCCUUGCACCUGGGGAGACUGCAAAGUGGGUGAGUCCUCCAGCCGGCCGCUGGCCAGCCCCCCGGCCCAGCCUCAGGCCCAGGGCUCCUCGUGGUCGGAUCCGUGGCCGUACAGCGACGUGAGCGUGGCCACGGGGAGGCCCACCCCGCUGCUGGCGGGCGGCGACGCCAGCGCCCUCAAGAGCUACCGCAGCUGCCCUCGCCUGAAGCCUCCCCAGGGGCCUCAGAAACGCUUUGCCCCCUUUGGGGCGCUCAACCCUUUCUCCAAUCCGGCCUCCUCCGAGUGGCUGGAGCCCCUCGAGUGGCAGAAGACCUCUUCCCCCGAGACCUUUGACCCCUUCGAGGGCACCGCUGCUUCCUCCUCCUCCUCCCCGGAGGGCGAGCCCCGCUACAGCCCCGUGCCCCCACCACGCCCUGCCAAGCAGGCCUUUGAGCCCCCCGAGCACGCCGCCCUCCGGACGCCCCUGCCGCCCUCCAUCACCCGUGGCGCGGAAUUGGGCACCGCCACCCGCCUCUACCUGGCCCCAGGGGUCAUCGAGGUGCCCCCCGCCCGGCUCAGUGGGGACGGCUCUCCCUGGCAGCCCCCAGCCGACUUGUCCGCCCUGUCUCUGGAAGAGGUCUCUCGCUGCCUGCGUUUCAUCGGGCUCUCGGAGGACGUGGUGAGCUUCUUUGCGCGGGAGCGCAUUGACGGCAGCAUCUUCGUGCAGCUGACCGAGGAGAUCUUGAGCGAGGACUUCCGACUCACCAAACUCCAGGUCAAGAAGAUCAUGCAGUUCAUCAAGGGCUGGCGCCCCAAGAUCUAG